Penicillium cinerascens is the source of this 1641-nucleotide messenger RNA. Its product is annotated as putative IMP dehydrogenase. Gene Ontology annotation, cellular component: cytoplasm. The coding region runs from base 1 to 1641 and encodes 546 amino acids. The transcript has 3 exons. Gene Ontology annotation, biological process: GTP biosynthetic process. Lineage: Eukaryota; Fungi; Ascomycota; Eurotiomycetes; Eurotiales; Aspergillaceae. The record is from RefSeq and is a predicted model, not a curated record. Gene Ontology annotation, molecular function: IMP dehydrogenase activity.
AUGCCUAUUACCAAGAAGGAGGCUGCGCCCGGUGCCGCCAUGAAGGCUGAGAUCGAGGACUACACCAAGGCUCUUGAGGUCGUCAAGACCUACACCAACCAGGAUGGCCUGGAUGUGGACACUCUCCUCGACUCCGACAAGCACGGUGCUCUGACCUACAACGACUUCCUGGUCCUGCCCGGUUACAUCGGCUUCCCUGCCUCCGAUGUUACCCUUGAUACCCCUGUGACCAAGCGUAUUUCGUUGAAGGCUCCCCUUCUGUCCUCUCCCAUGGAUACUGUCACCGAGCACAACAUGGCUAUCCACAUGGCCCUGCUCGGUGGUCUUGGUGUUAUCCACCACAACUGUGCUCCCCAGGACCAGGCCGAGAUGGUCCGCAAGGUUAAGAGAUACGAAAACGGUUUCAUCCUGGACCCCGUUGUUCUCUCCCCUAAGGCUACCGUUGGUGAGGCCAAGGAGCUCAAGGCCAAGUGGGGUUUCGGUGGCUUCCCCGUCACUGAGAACGGAACCCUCAAGUCCAAGCUGAUUGGUAUGGUCACCUCCCGUGACAUCCAGUUCCACCACAAGCUUGAUGACCCCGUCACUGCCAUCAUGGCCACUGACCUGGUCACUGCUCCCGCUGGAACCACCCUCUCCGAGGCCAACGAGGUCCUCCGUCAGUCCAGGAAGGGCAAGCUUCCCAUUGUUGAUGAGGCUGGCAACAUUGUCUCCCUGCUCUCUCGCUCGGAUUUGAUGAAGAACCUCCACUAUCCCCUGGCUUCUAAGCUCCCCGACUCCAAGCAGCUGAUUUGUGCUGCCGCCAUUGGUACUCGCGAGGAGGACAAGCACCGUCUCAAGCUGCUUGUUGAGGCUGGCUUGGAUAUCGUCAUCCUGGACUCCAGCCAGGGUAACUCCAUGUACCAGAUUGAGAUGAUCAAGUACGUCAAGAACACCUUCCCCGAGAUCGACGUUGUCGCCGGCAACGUUGUCACUCGCGAGCAGGCUGCUUCUCUGAUUGCCGCCGGUGCCGAUGGCCUGAGAAUUGGCAUGGGCAGCGGUAGCGCUUGCAUCACUCAGGAGGUUAUGGCUGUCGGUCGUCCCCAGGCCGCCGCUGUUCGCAGCGUCUCCGCUUUCGCCGCUCGCUUCGGUGUCCCUUGUAUCGCCGACGGUGGUGUCCAGAAUGUUGGCCACAUCGUCAAGGGUCUGGCCCUUGGUGCCAGUACCGUUAUGAUGGGUGGUCUCCUUGCCGGUACCACCGAGUCCCCUGGCGAGUACUUCGUUUCCAACGAGGGUCUGCUCGUCAAGGCCUACCGUGGUAUGGGCAGUAUCGCCGCCAUGGAGGACAAGAAGGCCGGCGCUGGCAGCAAGGACAGCAAGGCUAGCAACGCUGGUACCGCCCGCUACUUCUCCGAGAAGUCCAACGUCCUGGUCGCCCAGGGUGUUGCUGGCUCCGUUCUCGACCGUGGCUCCGUCACCAAGUUCAUUCCCUACCUCGUGGCCGGUGUUCAGCACUCUCUGCAGGACAUGGGUGUGAAGAGCCUUGACGCUCUGCACGACGGUGUCAACAAGGGCACUGUCCGCUUUGAGAUGAGAAGUGCCAGCGCCCAGACCGAGGGUAACGUCCACGGUCUUCACAGCUACGACAAGAAGCUUUACUCGUAA